This is a messenger RNA of Malus domestica (apple), 1264 nucleotides long. RefSeq names its product cytochrome c oxidase assembly protein COX11, mitochondrial. Gene Ontology annotation, cellular component: mitochondrial inner membrane. The record is from RefSeq and is a predicted model, not a curated record. Gene Ontology annotation, molecular function: copper ion binding. NCBI's taxonomy places the organism in Eukaryota, Viridiplantae, Streptophyta, Magnoliopsida, Rosales, Rosaceae.
GUAUAAAAUAUUUCCUUUUUAUUAACUUUCUAUUUCAAUGGCGGUUCUGGUUCUGGGCAAUUUUCAGAGAUGCUGCCAGUGGUGAAUAUCAAUUGAAAUUCGCUCUCUUCAACCAUGUCAUGGUCUAGGGUUUGUAAGAGAGCUCUCCCCCUCUCACCUUACCUCAACAGCUCCCGCCUUUUCACUCUCCACUCCAGAUGCAUACCCAAUUGUAAUUUCAAUGGAGGUGGAAGUAGCAUUAGUGCAUAUCAGAGGCAUUUCAGCCAUGGUGGUAAGAAUAUGUGGCGUCGCUUUGAGUUAAGCUCGUUCGACAAGUGUUGUAGUCAACUCUUACCAUUUAAUUCUCAGUCUCUGUUGAGAAGGAUCCAGAGACCCUAUUCUUCUCUGGCUGCCACGCAACGAAAAUCGCGCAAGAUGCUUUACUACUUGAUGGGUUUGGUUUUUGCAAUGGUGGCAGCCAGUUAUGCAGCUGUUCCUCUCUAUAGAAGAUUCUGCCAAGCUACAGGGUAUGGAGGCACUAUCCAACGCCGUGAGAGUGUUGAACAGAAGAUUGCUCGGCAUGCUAAGGAUGGCACAGUCACAAAUAGGGAGAUUGUGGUGCAGUUCAAUGCUGAUGUGGCUGAUGGAAUGCAAUGGAAGUUUAUUCCUACACAAAGAGAGGUAAGGGUCAGACCUGGAGAAAGUGCACUUGCUUUCUAUACUGCUGAAAAUCGAAGUUCAACUCCAAUAGUUGGUGUCUCCACAUAUAAUGUUACCCCUAUGAAGGCUGCAGUUUACUUCAAUAAAAUACAGUGCUUUUGCUUUGAGGAGCAGCGGCUUCUUCCAGGGGAGCAGAUUGACAUGCCUGUGUUCUUUUAUAUCGACCCUGAGUUUGAAACAGAUCCGAGAAUGGAUGGUAUCAAUAACAUAAUUUUGUCCUAUACAUUUUUCAAGGUUUCAGAGGAAUAAAGACGGUCUCAGUCUGCCGUCUGCCACUUCAAUAACCGCGAACAUGAUUCGCAUAAAGUUAUAGAAACGAUCAAACUCGAAAUGUUCGAGGAAGAAUAGGGCAAAAAAGAUCAUUAUAUAUCAGUAUUUGGUGUAUUCUUUUCCAUAUUUAAAUGCAGAUCAUGUUUCCUCAGCAGAUUUCAAUUUAUGACAUGAAAUUCCAUGACAUCGACCAAACGAGGACGGUUUAUUUGGAUGAAAAGAUUUAAAGGAAGAGGUCUUGGUUUACAUACCCUACAGUGAUUAUACAUUCAUUUGUUUCUUCUCACAUUUCAAA